CGAAGAUGGCGGACGAGGAGGCCGAGCAGGAGAGCGGUAGCCUAGGUGGCGACCUCCUGGAGCUGCGGCGCCUGCGGGAGCGGCUGGUGGAGCUAGAGACGGGGCUGCGGGAGAGCCCCGAGCCGGCGGUGCAGGCGGCUACCGAGUACUGCAAGCAGCUCUGCCAGACUUUGCUGGAAUAUGCAGAAAAGUGGAAAACAUCGGAAGACCCUCUGCCCCUGUUAGAGGUGUAUACAGUGGCUAUCCGAAGUUAUGUUAAAGCACGACCUUAUCUUACCUCUGAGUGUGAAAAUGUAGCCUUUGUGCUUGAACGUUUAGCACUAAGCUGUAUUGAACUUCUACUGUGUCUGCCUCUCGAUUUACCUGAAAAUAAAUGGGAAGAAUUUCAGGCUUUUGUACAGGUGGCCCAUAAAAACUUGAUGGAAAAUGGCAGCCGGGAGCUGCAUAUUUUAACUACACUUACUCAAGAGAAAGGGGUGUGGAAGAACCCAGUGUUGUGUGGUAUUCUUUCCCAGGAACAGUUGGAUCCAGAUAAAGUGAAUGAAUUUUUAGUGUUUGAAGGCCCUGUCCUGCUGGAUAUGCGUAUUAAGCACCUAAUGAAAACGAAGCAAUUAACACAAGCUACUGCCCUGGCAAAACUGUGCUCUGACCAUCCAGAAAUCAGUGCAAAAGGCAAUUUCAAGCAAACCUACCUGGUCUGUCUUUGUUCAGGAUCACCAAAUGAAAAGCUAAUGGAAGAAAUUGCCGAAGUAGAUUGCAAAGAUGCUCUAGAAAUGAUCUGUAACCUAGAAUCUGAUGGAGAUGAAAAAAGCGCUCUCAUUUUAUGUGCAGCAUUUUUAUCUCGCCAGCUGCAGCAAGGAGAAAUGUACUGUGCCUGGGAACUGACUCUUUUCUGGAGUAAACUGCAGCAGAGGGUAGAGCCUUCUAUUCAAGUGUAUCUAGAGAGAUGUCGACAACUUUCUGUGUUAACUAAGACUGUUUAUCACAUUUUCUUCCUGAUUAAAGUAAUUAAUUCAGAGAUCGAUGGUGCUGGACUUGCAACGUGCAUUGAACUGUGUGUGAAAGCGUUGCGCUUGGAAUCUAGUGAAAAUACAGAUGUCAAGAUAUCUAUUUGCAAGACUAUCUCCUGCUUGCUUCCAGAUGAUUUGGAGGUUAAACGUGCUUGUCAGCUGAGUGAAUUUCUUCUCGAACCCACUGUGGAUGCAUAUUAUGCUGUUGAAAUGCUAUAUAAUCAGCCUGACCAGAAGUAUGAUGAAGAGAAUCUUCCAAUACCAAAUUCUUUGCGCUGUGAGCUCUUACUUGUACUGAAAACUCAGUGGCCUUUUGAUCCAGAAUUCUGGGACUGGAAAACUCUCAAGCGUCAGUGUCUGGCACUGAUGGGAGAGGAGGCAUCCAUCGUGUCAUCAAUAGACGAACUAAACGAUAGUGAAGUUUAUGAGAAGGUUGAGGAUUGCCAAGAAGAGACUAAAGAAACUUCUGUGAAUGGGCUUGCUGGCACUUUUGAUGAAGCUACAAGCCUUCUUAAGGGUAUCAGAGAUGAAAAGCAGAAAAAGAGAGAAAUUAAAAAACUCAGAGAAAGGGGGUUCAUAUCAGCUAGAUUUAGGAACUGGCAAGCUUAUAUGCAGUAUUGUGUGUUAUGCGAUAAAGAAUUCCUAGGUCAUAGAAUAGUUAGGCAUGCACAAAAACAUUAUAAAGAUGGAAUUUACAGUUGCCCUAUUUGUGCCCAGAAUUUUAAUUCUAAAGAAAACUUUGUUCCCCAUGUAACUUUGCAUGUUAAAAAAUCCAGCAAAGAGAGAUUGGCUGCUAUGAAACCACUGAGAAGACUGGGAAGACCUCCUAAAAUAGCAACUGCCAAUGAGAAUCAGAAAAGUGAUUCUGUAUCCAAACAGGAGCAGCGACCCAUUAAGAAGAACAGUCUCUAUUCAACUGAUUUCAUUGUGUUUAAUGAUAAUGAUGGCUCGGAUGAUGAGAACGAUGACAAAGAUAAACCUUACAUACCAGAGAUCGUGCCAGUUCAGAAGCCACUACCUGUUAAUGAAUUUACCUGCCCCGUAACAUUUUGUAAAAAAGGCUUUAAAUAUUUUAAAAAUCUAAUUGCACACGCAAAGGGGCAUAAAGAUAAUGAAGAAGCUAAACGUUUUCUUGAAAUGCAAAGCAAAAAAGUGAUUUGCCAGUACUGUAGACGACAUUUUGUAAGUGUUACUCACCUGAAUGAUCAUUUACAAAUGCACUGUGGCAGCAAGCCUUAUAUCUGCAUACAGAUGAAAUGUAAGGCUGGUUUUAACAGUUACGCUGAGCUGCUGACACACAGGAAAGAGCAUCAAGUCUUCAGAGCAAAGUGUAUGUUUCCCAAAUGUGGCAGAGUGUUUUCUGAAGCCUAUUUACUCUAUGAUCACGAAGCACAACACUAUAAUACCUAUACCUGCAAAGUCACAGGCUGUGGAAAGGUAUACCGUUCUCAGAACGAGCUAGAAAAGCACGUUGAGGAUCACAGCAAGCAGCCUGAAAAAGUGCAACAGCCUGAGAGCCAGACUAAUCAGCCUGACUGCAGUCAACCUUCGAAAGCUAGUGAAAAUAGUGAUGGAGUUGCUGUUAAAGAGGAAUUGGCAUCUCCUCUGGCUGACAACCGAAGUGGUUUUACCGAAGGAGAAAACAUUGUCUGGAGUCAAAUCAAAGCAGAACCAGUAGGGAAUGAAAGUGUAAACGCAUCAGCGAGUGUAUUGCAGCAAAGUGAUUCCCUGCCUGAUGCUGGUUCGGAGCAGUCCCCUGUGGGUUCAGUGAAGACAGAAGUGGUAAUUCCAGCGAGCGGCAUUAAGGUGCCUGCUGUUAACCAGAAGAUCCGAGAUAACUUUGUGAAAAGAGGUAAAUUGGCUGCUACUACCAGUAAAGUAGAUACCACUAAACCUGGAGCCCUGCAGUUGUGCUCCUCGGUUGACUCUUGUCUUCCAGUUUUUCAAGAGAGAAAGGAAGAAGACUGUCUCAGUCAGACUCAGAAUAUUCAAAAUAUUUCUGUGACCUCAGACACACUAAAACCAGAAGCCCUUGAGUCGAAAAGCUUAGAAAGACAAGUGAACAUUGUAAAUCCAUUCAGCGUGCAGAAUCAGGCAGGAUAUCGAAACAGCGUACCCAUUUCCAAACUUGAAAUUGAAGACAGUAUUAAGGCUGCAGCUAAUCUAUACAACCUGCCUUUAAAAACUUUAGAAAGUAUUACGUUUAUUCCUUCGCAGCCCAAUAUAAAUAGCUCUUUAGUUCCAGCUGUGUCACCAGCAGCCCCAAUCCAGAAAUUCAAUUGUCAGGUUGAGGGGUGUACUCGAACGUACAACUCAUCACAGAGCAUUGGCAAACAUAUGAAGGCAGCACACCCUGACCAAUACGCUGCUUUUAAAAUGCAGCGUAAAAAUAAGAAGCCACGAAAAUCCAGCAAUCUGCAAAGUGUGCCGAGUGAUGGGAAGAUCGCAUACCUUAUGCCGUCACAAGUGGUCAGUGCCAGUGGUGCUGCGUUUACUGCACAGAACAAACCUAAUUUGAAUCCCACCUGUUCCAGUCAAGUGCAACAUGUCUCCAGUACGCUUUUCCCAACCCACCUAGAAAAUUUGGCCAAUCCCGUGUUGCCUAUAGUGGAAAGCGUCAUAAAUCCAAGUUUGUCUACUCGUAUUAAAAGUGAGCCUGAAAGUGUUUUAUGUUCACAAAUGGAAAAUCUGUCUGGUGCAACUUUACCUUCCCAGUUGGACGAUCUGGCAAAAACAGUUAUGCCUCUGAAUAUUGAUGGCAGUUCAGAUCCUUUUCUUCCUUUACCUGCAGAAAAUGGUCCAAUGUCUCUCUUUCCUUCGUCAGCAGAGAAUCCUCCAAAUUCAGUCUUCUCACAACUGGAAAAUAACACAAAUAAUUUUUCAUCGCAACUAGAAGGAAACGCUGGUUCUGCUUUCCCGAAGGAGGAAAGUGUUGAUCAAAUAUUUCCCCCACGAUUAAGUAAUGAAAAUAACUUCAGUGAUACUAGUUCUCAACAUCCAGCUUCAGAAAAGGUGAAAAAAGAUCGUGGCCGAGGCCCAAAUGGGAAAGAAAGGAAGCCAAAACAUAACAAGCGGGCAAAGUGGCCAGCAAUAAUUAGGGAUGGCAAAUUUAUCUGUAGCAGGUGUUUCAGAGUUUUCACUAAUCCUAGAUCACUUGGUGGCCACUUAUCUAAGAGAUCUUACUGUAAGCCCCUUGAAGGAUCGGAAAUUUCUCCAGAAGCUCUGCAGGCUAAUGGGCAGUCUUUGCUUGCCAGUAUGAUUCUUUCCUCAAAUUCAUUAAACUUGCAGCAACCCCAGGAGUCUGCCUUCAACCCAGAGACGUGUUUUAAAGAUCCAUCAUUCCUCCAGUUACUUGCAGCUGAAAAUCGUUCCACAGCCUUACUGCAGACUAUGUUUCCCCGGGCCAAUGUGACUAACUUUAAUAGCAAUGGGAAUGAGGAAGGAAAUCAAAUUAUAAAACAAGCCUUGGAAACUGCAGGCAUCCCGAGUACCUUUGAUAACGCUGAAGGACUUCCACAUGUAGUUACCACAAGUUGUGUCACUGGUACGACUCAGAUAAAUGCAGCCGUUCUCCCCAACUCAACUGUGUCGCCUCUGCUGCAGACAGUCUGUAACCCCAGUACCCUGCUAACAGACCAAAACAGGACCCUUAAUGCCAAAAUUCCUCCAAUAAAUGAAUGCAAGAGUUUGCCUGUUUUUGCAACAGAAGACUUAAUGCUAAAGACUAUUGAAAACGGCUUAUGUCCUAGCUCGUUUUCUAAUACUGUUGCAGCAGCGCAAAACUUUGCAGGGAACAGUUCACGAGUUUCUGUUAUAAAUAGUCCCAAGAAUUCAGGGUCGAUCAACUUGAAUAAGAAGGGAACCAGUGCUUCUAAGAGGAAGAGAAAAGCAGCUGCGCCCUUGCUUGCACCCAAUACAUCGCAGAAAGUAGCAGUAAAUAAUACAACAACGAUGGGACUUCUAACAAAAAGCACUGAAGGGAACGUGCAAAUACAGGGAGAAAGUUUUCAGUCCAACUUGCUGGCAAAUUGUGGCUCUCAAGCGGUGGUGGAAAAUCUCACGCAGAAACUCAAUAAUGUUGACAAUCAGUUAUUCAUGGCCAGUAUCAAAGAGAACUUCAAAACAAACCUCGAGGCUCAUACAACACUACCCCCUUUAACAGUAAAAACUGAAAAUGGGGAUUCCCAAAUGAUGGCUGUAAAUUCGUGUGUGCAGGCAAAUUCGGAGGAACAGAUUUCAGAAGACAAUGUUAUGCAGAACUUUGAAAAAACGCUGGAAAUAAUUAAAACUGCUAUGAAUUCACAGAUACUUGAGGUGAAAACUGAAAUUCAGGAUACUGUCACUGCUUCAGGACAGACCCCGCAAGUAAAUAAUGCACAGGCUUCUUCGGGAAAUUCUGCACAUAGUGUAAAACUACCCACUCCCACACAGUUUGUUGUGCAUGUGGGGAACGUCACCACUGCAAAGAGUAGCUCUGCUCAGUCUGAGACAUCUCAAAAGGAUGAUACGCAAAUAUUGGAAAUUUUGGAGGGCUUGCAAAAUCUUAAACUAGAAAAUGAUUCACCCGUUCAGAUUUCUGAGACUGUUUCCCAGUGUCCUCCGGCAGAUACGCUAGCACCAGCAGUUCCUGUUGUAGCAACCGAAACCAAACCCCUCGUCCAGAUAUCCUCAGAGGCAAGUAACAUUCAGUUUAGUGAUAAAGUUAAUAAGCCUUUUGUAUGUCAGGAUCCAGGCUGCAAUUAUAGUGCUAUGACAAAAGAUGCAUUAUUUAAACACUAUGGCAAGGUUCAUCAGUACACUGCAGAAAUGAUACUAGAAAUUAAGAAACAUCAACUGAAGUAUGCCCCCUUCAAAUGUGUUGUAGCUACUUGUCCAAAAACAUUCACAAGAAACUCUAAUCUCCGAGCACACUGUCAGCUUGUACAUCAUUUUACGACAGAGGAGAUGGUGAAAUUAAAAAUCAAAAGGCCUUAUGGCAGAAGAUCUCAAAAUGAAACGGUAAACACAGCCCCACGACCUGUUGAAAUAAAAACUUUGCAGACACUAAUAAUAGAAAACAAAACUGCAGCUCCGUUGGUGAAAGAAGCUCAGAUAAAGGAAGUUGUAGAGCCUGUAAAAGUCUUGGAAAAACUUAAACCAGAAAGCAAUGUUCCUGAAAGACUGGAAAAACCUCCCCAGGUGGUUUCUGUUCCACCGGAGCAACAUAAUGCAGCCUCUCUUGGUAGUACACAGGCACAACCCAAAGCGCGCAAGGUUAGGAGGUACAGGAAGGAAAAAGAGGAGAGAAAACGUAGGAAGCCCGUAGCAAAAUCUCUGGAGUUUCCCACUAGAUACAGCCCUUAUAGACCAUACCGGUGCGUCCAUCAGGGCUGCUUCGCAGCGUUCACGAUACAGCAAAACCUAAUCCUUCAUUACCAAGCUGUGCACAAAUCAGACCUCCCCGCCUUCUCUGCUGAAGUGGAGGAGGAGAACGAGCCAGGCAGAGAGGAACGCGACGAGGUGGAAAGCAAAGCUGCCGUCAGAGAGUUCAGGUGUGAGGUGAAUGACUGCUCUCGCAUCUUCCAGGAAGUUACCAGCCUGAUACAACAUUAUAUGAAGCUUCAUGACAUGACCCCAGAGCAAAUUGGAAACAUGAAAUCGGCUCCAGAGGCGGGAAGGUUUUCUUGUGAUCAGUCUCAGUGUAAGUCUUCGUUUACAGCGUAUCUUAACUACAUUGUACAUCUCGAGGCAGAUCACGGUAUUAAGAUAAGGCCAAACAAGGUAGAAGAUGACGGCGUAUUCAAGUGUGACUGUGAAGGCUGCGACCGAAUUUAUGCUACUAGGUCCAACCUCUUGAGGCAUAUUUUUAACAAACAUAAUGACAAGCAUAAAGAUCAUCUAAUAAGACCCAGGAGACUGACACCGGGUCAGGAAAACAUUUCAAGCAAAGCAAACCAGGAGAAACCGUUGAAGUCCAAACAAAGAGGACUCAAAAACAGAUCAGGAAAAGAAGGUAGCAGGCUGUCAGUGAAAACAAAACGAAAGAAAAACGUGAACUUGGAAAACAAAAACUCAAAAGCAAUGCAAGUUCAGGAAAAUAAGGCUUACUCACUGAAACGUGGCAAGCACGUGUAUUCAAUAAAGGCUAGGAACGAUGCCUUAUCGGAAUGUACGAGCAGGUUCAUAACUCAGUAUCCAUGUAUGAUAAAGGGAUGUUCCUCUGUAGUUACAAGCGAAAGUAACAUAAUAAGGCAUUAUAAAUGUCACAAGCUGUCCAAAGCAUUUACUUCCCAACACAGAAAUCUUCUUAUUGUGUCUAAAAAGCACUCUGUCUCACAAGUAAAGGAAGCUUCUUGUGAGCAAGAGGAAACUGAUAAAAAAAGUGAUGUGAAAGAGCCUGAACCGAGUUUGAUAGCAAGCAAUAAUGAUUCAAGCACAUCUCCGUUACCACAAAAGGAAACUGAAAAAGGUGAGAAGGAUGAAGUGGAUGAGCUGACAGAACUAUUCAUUACUAAACUGAUUAAUGAGGAUUGCUCAAGUGCUGAAAAUCAAGCAAAAAUCUCUUCCAGUGUAAAUAGUGACUUGCAGGAGACCAGCUCCUGCCCCUCAGAAAAGCAAAAAUCAAACAACUUAAAAAGAGCAAACAAAGAAAAAAAUGUCUCUCAGAAUAAGAGGAGGAGGGCCGAAAAAGCUGAGGAAGUACUGCCUGUUGACGCGAGUAGCAUGCACAGGGAGGAAGAGACUGCUGUCGCCAUUCAAACAGCCGAGGAGCAGCCUGCAGCUUUCGACUGGAGCUCAUUUAAGCCGAUGGGUUUUGAAGUGUCGUUCCUCAAGUUUCUCGAAGAGUCUGCUGUGAAGCAAAAGAAAAACACUGAAAGAGACUACCAUAGCGGCGGAACCAAAAAAGGAUCCCAUUCGAACUCCUCGCGAAAGCCCAACGAGAAGACCUCCGUAGCAAGUAACAAUGUCACUUGGUCGUGUUCUGAAACUGAAACCCUCGUACCGUUUGCCAACCCGUCACAGCUCCCGUGUGGUGAUAACGUAAAGAUAGUUUUAGACAAGACUUUUAAGGACUGCACUGAGCGUGUGUUGAAGCAACUUCAGGAAAUGAAACCGAUCGUCAGUUUGAGAAAGCUCGAAGGACGCUGGGAGGAUAAUCCAGAGGUUACAGCUGCAAAAGUAAUUGUUGUGGGUACCGAGGAAGGGGAGUCAAAAUACUGAAAACCUAGUGUGUUUAACCGUGACCUGUAAUAAAAUUUAUUUUGAAUAGGAAGCCAUCAAGCAUGCUAGUAACUGUGGAGCUCUUUUAUUUUGAAGUGAUUUAAUCUAGCAAAAAACAUGACAUGAGUCAUGUAAAUGUCUUAUUUGUUUUUAUCCCUAUGGGACUUGAAGAACAGAGUAAUUGCUUCAGUUUUGUAAAUACUUGAUCAAAACCUCAACUUUCUAUCAGAUUGUCCUUUCCAUGAACUAAAUCUUUGUGAGUUGUCUGUGAUUGGUAUCUUUCACCAGGUCACUGCUCAUGUAUAACAGUACUCUCUUUAUUUGUAGAUACAUUUUUUUUUUUUUGUAUAUAUUUAUUAUUGUAAAUCAUUUGCUGCCACCAGCAGUCUGUAAGUCUAAACUAUUAAAUGACACAUUUAUAUUCGGAAUUUUAAUUUGUAACUAAGUGAGCAAGUUUUUAAAACUGUCCUUUAAUCGUUUUAAAUUAAGAACUUUUGAACUAAACUAGCUAAGUCUGCCAUAUCCAGUUUAUUUUGCAUAAAGCAUUUAUUUACAGGAGAGGAGCUGGAUAAGAUCACAUUUCAUAGGUUAAACGUACUGACACGCUCUCAUUUUUGUAAAUUUUAACAUCCAGUAUCUAUGGAUGAUAGUCAUAUGUAGUUAACUCAUAAAUAUAAUAGUUUUCUUAUAGCUACAUUUUUCAUUGCUUUUAAUUGGAUACAAAGCAUUUAUGAUUCCAUAAUAAAAAUGGAAAUGUGAAUAAAAAUAGUUUGCUACAUUGGAGAUUUAAAACAAUAUUUGGUAUUAAAGAAUCCGUUGUGAAUGUGAUAGAAAAUUAGUAGUGUGGAGCAGUGUAUAUAUUUGAGGUGGUGAUUUGUGAAGUAGCCCAGUAUUGCCUUAAAUAAAAUCACAUUUCAUUUCUUGUUUUAUACAUGUGAUCUUAUAAAGGUUAUUUUUGUUUCUGUAACUUAGAUUGGUGUAUAGUUUAAUUUUUGUUAAAAAAACAAAACAAAAAAACUUCAGAAACCGUUUUUGUAAAUAGUGGGUUUAUAAAACAGAUGGUUUAUUUUGAUAAUACCAAUUUGGUAUCUAUCUAUAAAAUACGUGAGUCCUUAUGCCAUACCAUUAAAAACUGAAUAAACAAGGCACUUUCUGAAAGGGAAGUGAGAUUAUGAUCUUGCAGAGAAACUCAGUGGUUGUGCUCUAUUGAUGGCAUAGGCUCCCUCCGCGCUCUUCUGCCUCUCGCUGACUGUUCCUGGCCGCACUCUCGCCACCUCUCUCUUUUCCACACUGGAACGAGCCUCAGAAGCGGUGCUGCUUGUAGUGCCCGGGAUAGGAGCAAUUUCUCUGUAUGCUGCUAACCGAAACAGCAGGUAUCCAGUUUGUCGAGUAACCAAAAGCGUGAAUGCGUUGGUGGGAGCUGUCAGCACCCAGGAAUCUUCAGUGUUGGUUUUCGUGCGUGGUUUUGCUUAACUCGGAUGGGACGAGCCAGCUGGAUUGUGUGGUACCAAAAAUUCUGCUUGGAUUAUUCUCAUUACUGGAUGUGACCUACCUUCAGUAAUAUAAAAUAGUCUUUAUCUUGGGA
Molecule: messenger RNA, 9795 nt
Organism: Tyto alba (common barn owl)
Lineage: Eukaryota; Metazoa; Chordata; Aves; Strigiformes; Tytonidae
Gene: ZNF292
Product: zinc finger protein 292
Exons: 8
Coding region: 6-8210 (2734 amino acids)
Biological process (GO): regulation of transcription by RNA polymerase II
Cellular component (GO): nucleus
Molecular function (GO): DNA binding; DNA-binding transcription factor activity, RNA polymerase II-specific
Source: RefSeq, a predicted model, not a curated record